AUGCAGAUUCCGACGGGAUACCCUCCGAUUCCAUUCUACCCUCCGCCGUACUGGAAUUCCGUUUCCUGGUUACCUCCGGCGACCUCUGCUCCAAACUAUUCUGUCCUGGGAAAACAUUCAUCAGAUCGGGAAUCAAUUAACCCAAUUGAGGAGCCGAAGAAACAGAAGAAUUCGAUUCUAAUCCCCAAAACGCUUAGAAUCGAUGAUCCAGAUGAAGCUGCGAAGAGUUCUAUAUGGGCAACACUCGGAAUCAAGAACGAAAACUGUAGCAGACGAGAUCUUUUCAAGGGGUUUCAAUCAAAAGGAGAUGAAAAGAAGAAACAACCGAUCACAGAACCUUCGUUAUUAUUACAAGCAAAUCCCUGCUGCGUUUUCAAGAUCGCUUUACUUUCAGGAAAGAGCCUAAUGUGA
Molecule: messenger RNA, 411 nt
Organism: Lactuca virosa
Lineage: Eukaryota; Viridiplantae; Streptophyta; Magnoliopsida; Asterales; Asteraceae
Source: the annotation of a GenBank genome assembly